AUGGGAUUACUCUCGCAAGAGGCGUUCGAUAUUGUGGCGGAUACCAAUCUUCUGGAAGAGCCAGUCACACCGGAAACAUUCGCCUCCCUUCGGAGUGUACUGGACAGGCCAGGUCUGCCAGAGGAGUUGCGCAAGGCCUUUCAUGCCCGGUAUCAGAGACCGGGGGGAAAUGUCGGAUCAUAUGCUUGUGAAUUGCGGAGAAUGGCCGUAUUUGCCUAUGUAGCCGAAACGCAUGAACAACAGGGCAAGCGCGUUUUAGCGCAGUUGCUCGAGGGCAUCCAAACUCCCUCGGUAAAAAGGGAGUUUCGUCUACGACGCCCUACUUGCCUUCAGGCAGCCUUAGAGGUGGCAGACCAACUAGAACAAGUGGACGCGUCCAUGGGCCUCAUGGAACCAUGUUGCGCGUUGAAGCGAUACAGGCCCGCUAGCUCCCAGCCACCAGAACGUAGAAAUUGGAAUCGCGUCCCGUUUCGAGGGGAUUACUCGCGACGUCCAGUGCAAUCGUACUUCCGAGUGCCCCACCCCCCUCCACCAAGAGGAGGAAAUUGCCCGCCAAGCCGUGGCAGGCGAAAUCAUCAAGGUGAGUAG
This is a messenger RNA of Dicrocoelium dendriticum, 588 nucleotides long. Lineage: Eukaryota; Metazoa; Platyhelminthes; Trematoda; Plagiorchiida; Dicrocoeliidae. The record is from the annotation of a GenBank genome assembly.